AGUCAUGACAGGCUACCCAGAUGACCUGAUAGCCGCCGCCAACGAGCACCUCCGCCGCCUCGCGAAUAGACCGGAGGGCAAAUUCCCCAACCCCGCCGCCGCCGCCGCUGGCAAGCCCCCUCCGGAGGAAAGCAGCGUGGACGUGGACCUGGCGCUCACCUACCUCCAUCGCUCGUGCUCCCUCACGAGCCUCGCCGUCAAGCACCUGGACGUCGCCAUCGCCUUCGUCUCCAGCUUCCUCGACCCGGACGAGGUCGCCAAUAUCUCCAAAUGGACCGACCAACGUACAUACUACACCUCUGAGGAGGGGCCUUAUCCACCAGAUGAAAGAAACUGCUUGAAUUGUUGAUCCAAGCCAACGUCGUCCAAGCUCCAACUUUUUACAGUUUCAGUUCAGUUCGGUCAGAUAAUCUGCUGCUACCAUCUAUGGUUCUUUUUCUGGACAGCUAUGUUGGUGGUUAUCCAUGUUUAAUCCCAUCAGGAUAAUGCUGUAAUGUCAUACCUGCACCUUGUCGAACCGAAUUGCAGCUAAAUUGGCAUUUUGGUCAUGCUAACUUUUCCCAAUCUUCCUUCUGUGAUGCACUU
Messenger RNA from Lolium rigidum, 585 nucleotides. RefSeq lists its product as uncharacterized. Bases 5 to 349 code for a protein of 114 amino acids. Lineage: Eukaryota; Viridiplantae; Streptophyta; Magnoliopsida; Poales; Poaceae. The record is from RefSeq and is a predicted model, not a curated record. The transcript is spliced from 2 exons.